Molecule: messenger RNA, 1970 nt
Organism: Anastrepha obliqua
Lineage: Eukaryota; Metazoa; Arthropoda; Insecta; Diptera; Tephritidae
Product: putative mediator of RNA polymerase II transcription subunit 26
Exons: 3
Coding region: 1-1881 (626 amino acids)
Source: RefSeq, a predicted model, not a curated record
AUGGAGAUUUUUCGCUGUGAAAAAGCGCGAAAGGCUAGUGAGGUAAACGUGCAGUUUGGCAUACAAGUCGUCGAUGCGAUUGCCGAAUGGCACUAUCGAACAAUCGCCACACUCAUUGCCAGCGCUUACGCGGUUGCUGUAACGGCACAGCAUUACCAGCAGCAGCAACAAAGUGCUCACGGUCAACAGCAUAAUCAGCAUGCACAAGCAAUUCAGCAACAUGUUGAACAACUUGUUUCACAUGGCCAGCAACAUGUUUCGCAUCUUCAGCAUGGACAGCAGGUUGUUUCAAAUCCUCUACAAGUUCAUGAACAUGUUUCGCAUGGACAACCACAUGUUCAGCAACACGUGUCACACCACCACCAACAACAACAACAGCAACAACACCACCAAUCACACCAACACGGAUCACAUGUACCACAUGCACCCAAAAUCACCAUCACUAGUGUAGUGCAACAUGUACCCAUACCACAUGAGGGCUAUCAGGUCCCCAGUCGUAUACAGAAUAUCGUCGACCGGGUCCACCAGCACAUCCCACAGGUACUGAGUAAUCAUUUGCACCAUCAAAAACAGGUAAAAUCAGCAAUUGUUGGUGAUAAUGUGGUGACUCCACCAAUAGUGCCCGCGCAUGUGCAAAAUAUUGUAGAACAGGUACACGCACACAUUCCACAAGUAGUAAAUCACCAUUUACAUCAGCAGAAGCAGCAGCAACAACAAGUGGUUAAUCAAAAGCCGCAGGGUGUAGCCGGAGUACAGGGUGUUGUUGCUGAUCAUAGUAAGAAACCGGAUGUACAGCAAGUGGUCGCAGAAAUACAUCAACACAUUCCACAAAUAAUUCAAUACUUAAAUCAGCAAGCUCAACAACUACAGCAGAUUGUUGACAAAUUUCAACAGCAACAAAAACAGCCACAAGGUGCUGCGGUUGGGCAGCAAGUGCAGCCGGUGGUACCCGCUAAGGUGCAACAGGUCGUCAAUCACGUGCAUCAACACAUUCCACAAGUGAUCAAUCACACACAACAACAUAAGCGCCAUGUACAAAAUCAUCAACAACUGGAAGUUCCUCAUGAGGUUGAAGGUGUUGUGAUACCCCCACAUGUUCGAAAAAUUGUCGAGCACGUGCAUCAACACAUUCCACAAGUGAUCCGCCAUGCACAACAACGCCAUGGCGUUGCUCAGCAGUCACAGAAUGUUGUAGUUGGGAACCAAGUCAAGCCCGACAUACCCGAUAAAGUGCAACAAGUCGUCAACCAGGUGCAUCAGCAUAUUCCACAGGUGAUCAGCCAAGUACAGCAACACAAACGCCAAGUACAAAAUCAACAACAACCACAAAAACUGGAAAUUCCCCAUCAAGUUCAAGGUGUUGUGAUACCCCCAGAAGUUCGAAAAAUUGUCGAUCACGUGCAUCAACACAUUCCACAAGUGAUCUCUCAUGUACAACAACAACAACAGGCUUUGGCGAAACAACCCGAGGCACCCGCUAAGGUGCAACAAGUCGUCAACCAGGUGCAUCAACACAUUCCACAAGUGAUCAGCCAAGUACAACAACAUAAACGCCAAGUACACAAUCAACAAAAACCACAACAAUUAGAACUUCCUCAUGAGGUUGAAGGUGUUGUGAUACCCCCACAAGUACGAAAAAUUGUCGAGCACGUGCAUCAACACAUUCCACAAGUGAUCUCUCAUGUACAGCAGCAACAGGGUGUUGUUCAGAAGCCACAGAGUGGCGUUGCUGCAAGCCAAGUGCGUCCUGAGAUACCCGCUAAAGUACAAAAUGUGGUCAAUCAAGUUCAUCAACACAUUCCACAGGUAAUCAAUAAUGCACAACAACGACAGCAGCGCCACCACCACAAAAAUCCACAGCCAUCACAGGGAGGCCAAUAAGGUGUUAAGGUCUAGGAGAUCGAAUUUUCCCAAUAACUACGUGUGCUCAUACGUAAGUAUGUAUGUUUAUGUACAUACAAUUUUGUAAA